Molecule: messenger RNA, 825 nt
Organism: Paramecium octaurelia
Lineage: Eukaryota; Ciliophora; Oligohymenophorea; Peniculida; Parameciidae
Source: the annotation of a GenBank genome assembly
AUUCUACUUAAUGUUGCUUUGCCCCCCAAAUUUAUGUAUAAGAAAAUUUCAAAAUAGGGCAUUUUGAGAACCAGAAAUCAAUUAGUAUCAAAUAUAUCAUAUGCUAAAGCGCUAUAAUUGUGUUAAUGACUUUACAAUUCAUAUAUUUGAUACUCACGUUCAACAACAUAAAUGAAAUGAAUGAAGAAUAGAGUCUCCUUGAUAACUUAGAUUGUAUGGAGAAAUACGGAAUAGACUUAAAUAACUUGAGGAUAUAUAAUGUGCUCGUAUUUGAAUGCUACAUACCGGUUCUUGCAUAUUUCGUGUUGACUUUAUUUUGCUGUCAACUAUGUCAUGUUGAUAAGAAGUAAAUAAAUUCAAUAAGAAUUAGACUCACAGGGUACAGAAAUAGAUUGAUAAAGCAAUCCUUUAAGUUAAGACUCAUUAUAAGAAUAAUUUUUGAAUUGAUAAUUGCUAUUAUUCUUAUUUUAUAGUUUAUAGAGGUAAUAAAUGUUAAUUAAUCCAUUAUCGAUGCUUGUUAUACUAAUUAGUUGAUUUAUCAAUUUGAUGUGAAGUUAUUUUACCCUUGCAUCAUAAAUUUGAUGGUAUUUUUGCUUUUGGUCGCAUUUGAUAACACCUGCUAUUUUAUUAUUGUUUGCUACACCAAUGACUUCUAUUGGGGAUGCUAUCAUGAUGAGGAACUUCCUAUUAUAAGUGUUGUCGAGACAUAAUCGUUUAGUUUUGCAAAGAAUAGUGUAGAAAGCUCAACUGAUUAAUAAAGUAUUUAAUUUAAGGAUUAAAUUAGAAAGUCAAGAAGAGAAUCCCUCUCCUUAUUUCGGUAUCUGA